AUGCACCGGAGGCAGCGGGAUUUGAUGCCAGACCACGACUGUGGGGCUAAAGCCCCCCACCCCGUCCCCGGGUUGGCUCGGGGGGGAGCGUUCACCCUGCCGGGGCUCUCCCUGCCGCUGCCACCCACCCCAAGGCCCCGGCAGAGGUGCAAGUUCUUCAGCCUGACGGAGACCCCCGAGGACUACACCAUCAUGCUGGACGAGGAGGGCUUCAAAGAGCUGCCGCCCUCCGAGUUCAUGCAGGUAGCAGAUUCAACAUGGCUGGUGCUCAGCGUCGUCUCCAAUGGCCGGGCGCCCUCCGGCUGCCAGGCCACCGGUGUCACCAAGAUCGCCAGGUCGGUCAUCGCGCCGCUGGCCGAGCACCACGUCUCGGUGCUGAUGCUCUCUACGUACCAGACCGACUUCAUCCUGGUGCGGGAGCGGGACCUGCCGGUGGUGAUCCACACGCUGGCGGGGGAGUUUGACAUCUACAAGGAGGAGAGCGGCGAGUGCGUCCCCGUCACCUGCGAUGACGUGAGCAACGGCUUCCUCAAGCCCAAGCCGGCCGCAAGCCCCACGCUGCACCCCGUGCAGAGCCCCCAGACCCGCUUCUGCGUCCUGACCGUGGCCCCCGACACGCUGCCCGCCAUCGCCACCAUGCUCAUUGACGUCCUCUUCUACUCCCACAGCCCCCCGAGGGAGGCUGGCGCCGGCAGCCAGGACCUCGACUCCAUUACAUUCUUCGCCUUCUCCCUCAUCGAGGGCUACAUCUCCAUCGUGAUGGACGCCGAAACCCAGAAGCGGUUCCCCAGCGACCUGCUGCUGACCAGCUCAACGGGGGAGCUGUGGCGGAUGGUGCGGAUCGGCGGGCAGCCCCUGGCUGUCACCAAAGGACUCUUCAUCCUCUGGGCGGUGCCGGGCCAGGGGGGGAGGCCCCUGCAGCCCCCCACCCUGCAGCAGAUCCAGGCGCUGGUGAGGCACAUGGCCGAGGACGCGCAGGAGCUUUUCGCCUUCUAUGUGAGUCCCCUUCCCCAGGGAGGAGGACCAGCACCUGUCAACAACCUCUGCCGCAACAACCGCCCGCCUGAGUGGCUGCGGGGACCAGUGAUGGUGCCCGGGGGGGUGCGGGGGACCAUGGCCCGCAUGGCCCAGGCGCUGCAGGACAUCACCCGGCACCACCGCGACCUCAACCCCCCCGGCGCCGAAAUCCUUCGCCGCUUGGCCAGCACCCACCUGAAGGUCUUCCGGCAGAAGCUGGAGGGGUGCCGGAUCCUCUGGAGCUACGCCCGCUUCAUGGCCAAGCUCAGCGCCCAGCUGGAGGCCAGGAGCCGCCGAGCGCGCCGGGAGAAGCGGAGAUCGCGCCGGGGCUCACGGUUGUCCGCACGCUCCUAG
This is a messenger RNA of Aptenodytes forsteri (emperor penguin), 1371 nucleotides long. It is a transcript of the gene CASTOR1, whose product is annotated as GATS protein like 3. Gene Ontology annotation, molecular function: arginine binding. The transcript has 10 exons. NCBI's taxonomy places the organism in Eukaryota, Metazoa, Chordata, Aves, Sphenisciformes, Spheniscidae. The record is from RefSeq and is a predicted model, not a curated record. Gene Ontology annotation, biological process: cellular response to L-arginine; negative regulation of TORC1 signaling. Bases 1 to 1371 code for a protein of 456 amino acids. Gene Ontology annotation, cellular component: cytosol.